Messenger RNA from Varroa destructor (honeybee mite), 9699 nucleotides. RefSeq names its product alpha actinin (gene Actn). The record is from RefSeq and is a predicted model, not a curated record. Gene Ontology annotation, molecular function: calcium ion binding; protein binding. Lineage: Eukaryota; Metazoa; Arthropoda; Arachnida; Mesostigmata; Varroidae.
GCACAGAAGCCGUGAAGGCCCAUAGCCUUGCAAUUGAUUCCGUAUGUCCUUCUGGCAGCAUUAUUAUGAAGUCUACUUUUUUUCUGUCGUAGGAAACACCUCUCCCGACCAAGUUAUGCCUUUCUAAAGAUCUGGCGUCAUGGUCAUCAUCUUCUCUGUGUCGCAAGAUAUUUUCUUGAGAGAACGAUAAUGGACAAUGUUUAAGUGUUGCUAAUUUGAGAAUUUUCUAUUACCGACGAAAUGUAAUGGAUGGUUUGCGAAUCCGAAUAGCGUGUCAUAACUAGUUCAUUUACUUAGGACAUUUUUGACGGUUUCCCAAUGCAAAUUAGCCAUAGAUAAAUGUCUUUGAAGAAUCUUUAAAAAAAAACAUCAUUUUAUGCAGUCGAUUUCAACAGUAAUCGAUAGAACUAGACUAUUAUUGAUACUUUUACGUGCAUCUGCGGUAUUAUCUGAAACGUAUAAACGAUAAAUAUACGUUUACGUCCCAAAAUGUCAAAUCGGACCCGUGUGUUAAAUCACAGACAAGGCCAGAGACUUUUUUCAUAUUUGUCUGUUUCCACUUUUUCGGUGUUUGUUAUCGGACUUUUACCUUUAUCCUGUUUCUGUGAAAUGUCCGUUGAACCGCGAAACUACAACUGAGAAGAGGGAAUCUUGUAAUACAGUAGCGAACGAUACCUGCAUGCCCCGGUCGUUCUCUGGCAAUAUCUAGACAAUAACCAUAGUGUAAACGGUUCGAUUUUAUCACCACUUACUUUUAUUAUUAUUAUAGAUACCGAAUUGCUAUUGCCAAUCUACAUGCUUACGAACCAGUAUUGUCCUAGUUCAGUAAUUCUUCAGAGUGCUAGCCCUUCCAGUAGCGUUAAACGAAGCGCACCCACUCCUGAACUUAGACCAUUUCACAUGUCCCUAAGUUAUGUACGCACACACACACUGGGCAUCACGGGGCAGAUGCCAACCAAAAUUUAAACUUUAUCCGACUGUUGAAAGCCAACGACUAUAACUCUUAUGGUUCUUAUAUAUGGGUUCAACCGAAUUCAGUAUCACUGAUCAUUUUCUCACUAUCCAAAACGUUUCCAAAUGAUUUGCUAAGAAAUGGUUUUUCACGGGCACUGUGCUUCUGAUUUUUGGGAGAUGCACCAACUCAUGCAGUCGGAAACAGUCAACGUGCGAUACAUUCAGUUACGUCGGCCGGAUAAGAAAUAGCCUGAAUCAAUAAUCGAGUCCAGCUAGUGGUGGCGCGCUGGCUGCCUAUUAAUAGUUGUCAUCCUGUUUGCUGCCUAUCUUUGCAACGUUAGUUUCGUUAUUUUCAAAAAAGGUCACAAGUUUUUCUUAAUUGCUAACUUCUAGAUAAGUGAUUUACUGGUGUUAAGUGCUAAACAACAGCUAUCGAAGUCCGUAUUUAUGCCAUGACUACUCCGAUGGCGUAAUUUUUAAUAUGCAGAGCUGCUCGUAGACGAUGUGCUUUAACCGUCUAUGAUUGUACUAACAAACGCGAGGAUUGUCGUUAUAUUCAGUUCAUCGCCUAUUUGGUCCGUUCGUAAAAAAGGUCAGGCGCUUAGAAACAGCGUGCGCAUUCUGACGUCCGCAAGCAUAGUUGGCUUGUAUAACUAUCUAAAUGCCUCUUGGUAGACUGCGAGCAGUGAGCUUCUACGAGUUUGUACGUCUCGCUGCAAAAGCAAGUUACUGAGACAGAUCUAACAUUUGUCCUGCAUAUCUGUCACAUCCCUGUGUGACGAUCAAAGCUUAAGACGUUAAGUUUCAAAGGAUCUACGCUAUUUUACACGCUCUAUCGAUUUCUUUUCUCUUAGCUUAGAAGCAUAUCCAGAGCCAGGCAGUUUUUGUCAACCCGGGUCGGCUUGUAAACCCCUGAAACUAUCUGCUGUACCCUUCGCACGUGCUGAAGCGUUUGUUGGACACCAGCAACCAACGAUAUUCUUUACUGUGUUACUUUUCACGUUUUUAUUCCUUCUCGCUUGUCGCUUUUUUUUCAAAGCCUUCGUUUCACACUCGCCCUCUCCACCAUUGACUCUCAGCUGAGUCGUCGAGUGUUGAGUGGGGUGUCGGCUUCGAAGGGGGUGCGGCUAAAGCCUUCCCCCAUCGGUGGGUCGUCGGCACUAAUUGCUGAACCGGCUGGCAUCGUUCCUGUUAAGAAUAAGCAUAUCUACAUAAUAUGUCAGUAUCCAGAGUACUUUUAAUGUCAUUGCCUUACACAUCGAAGGUUGUAUCGAAAGGAUGUAAUUUGUUUUACCAAAAAAGGUCUGCAUAUAUCGAAGGCAGAGCGUUACUUGUCAGCGAUGAGUCAGUCAUCGGCGAAUUGAUCCACAAUGAACCGCAAUAAAUAAACAUUGGUUACACAUGCCAUGCCGCUCUAUAUUACGCUGAUACUUUAGGCAUAAUGAUCGUGAUGGUAUGUGGUUUUAUCGUGCGAUGACAAAGUUACUAUAUUCGGGCCUAUAUCGAUCCGCAACGCGCAUUCCGAUUCUGAAAGCGUAUUUCUAAGGUGUCGAAAUCGCCAUAUAGAACACGCUCACUCUACGUAAACCCAUAUUUUUAUCUUACAUCAUGUAAUUGUACAAUGGUGCCGUCGGUUGACUAAUGCUGCAUUAAGCACGAUAAUGAAUCGAUAACAGACAACCUUUAACAAGCCCUUCAUUACAACUGCCUUGCCUGAUGUCGCGAUCAAAUGUGUUCCUAAUUUGCCAUCAUUCUGCUGUUUCGUCUCGUUAACCCGGCUGUUUCGACUAUAGCGCACCUUAAUAUUGCUGUGGCCGCUUAUUGAGCCUCACCUCGUCGCUCUUGUUCGUUCAGCCACAACUGCUCUUGGUGCUGCCUGCUCCGCCGCUACUGCCGCCGCCGCCGUCGCCGCCGCCGCCGCCGCCGCCGCCGCUAUGGCUGCGUCUGACGCUGCUCCCUCCCUUGGACACUGUAGUGCUGUACCCUCUCUGACGCUUGUCGGGUGAGGAGAGCGGACUUCAGCUGACAGCCGGCGCUUUGUGGCGGGUCGCUGAAUGCUGCUAUCGCUGCUGCUGUGUAGCUAUUGUCGCCGGUAACUGCUUACUUCUUUAUUGUUUGGAUUUAACCAACAAAAGCUAUUGGUAUAAGUCCGUCUUGCUGUUGCUGUUGCGGCUACUGCUGUCUGUCCGAUCAAGAAGUAGUCAAGAGAAUCUGGCGCGGAAAGCGCAGGAAUAGCGGCUGUCUUACCGGCGGUGCACAGUAUAGAAGUGGAGUCGCGCCAGCGGUAAUGGUGAUGGUCUUGGUAGGCGGCACCUACAAGAAGCCACUGCUGUUGUAGUUGUCGUCGCUCUGGCUGUAGUCGUAGUGACCGGAUCAAAUGGUGAAGGAGAACGAUCAGACAACGAUUCGCCUACAUUGUGUAUGCGCUUCUGAACGCGAGCCGGCGCUUGCUGCGUAUAGUGGUGCUUAGUUCGUUUAAGCUUGACUAGAACGGGAUUGCAGUAACCAUCGUUGAGAUCAGUUGUGAGUGAACGGCCUCCGUUCAGGAACGACGUUUACGAUCAAGUGGUGAAGCUCGCCUGUGACUAGUUUCUUAAAGGAUAAAGCUAAUAACGCGAUCGGGAAUAAUAUGGAGUGUGUCAGUGAAAAUUGUUGUUGAACAGUAGAACGAAUCGUAGCAGAAAUCUCUCGAAAAAAUAUUCCGACUCGCUUGAAUGCAGCGCGGAGUGAAGCCGUUCGGAAGAUUGUUAUGAUAGCGGCGUGGAGAGAACUUCAUCACAGGGAACUUGAGAGACUCUGAGGUAAACACGAAAAGGCCGUUCAUAAGCCUAUUUCAUAUCAUCAAAAAUUGCGAGGAGCACAAGGGAUAUUUUUCCGGGAACAGGCUAUGCGCGUAUCAUACCCGAAUGUGAAGCAAGACGGUCUACACUGCAUGUGAUACCUUCCUUUUCAUGAUCGGAGCGACAUCGUUACAACGCUAUCAGUUUCGGAGAAUGUAGCCGGCGGCUGCUUGUGGUCUUCGUUCAAAGCAGUCGUUUUAAUACUGUCUGUAUGUAACGUCAAGGGCUGGACUUGCAAACAAAGCAUCCAUCGAUUUGUAGUUCGUGCCAUAAUUCUCCUGCGUCCAUUAACUGACACGACGUGUGUGGAAAAUGCAAGAAUCGAUAGGGUCGAUGACAACGCCGACCGCUAAAGAGCACGAUUGAAUAACAGACACAGGGGCGAUUCUUUAGGGAAGCUAAGUGACUACAGGCGAACCCAGAGAACUGGACGCACUCACAAAGCGCCUCAUGAUUUCGCCAUCGCCACGUUCUCUUUGUUAAUCAUCGGCGUGUCGUCGAUCUUGUGCAUACGUCCUGGAACGGGAAUUAUCGGCGGACAAUUGCUUGCGAUCUGGUUUGCGACAGUUUGAGCUGAAACCAGAAGGCUCUUAUAGAAUUGGACUAGUCGGCGUAUUAUAGGGAGACCUUUACUGCUGAGUAGCGUUAUUCGAUACGAAAAAAGUUACCAGACACGGGGCACCGGGACCAGCGUUCAGCCCGGCGUGUUACAGGACGUCAUCACUACUGUGAGCGAACAAACAACGAUACCACAAGCACCAUUGACAGUACGUAACGCCUGUCGCUGCACUGCUAAAUACUGUCAUUGCCGGAGGUGUUACAAGCAACGGUGUAACGUGUGUUUGUUGUUUUUCUUAACUGCUUUAGUUGAUCAGAGGGCAGUAACAGUAUCAGCAGCGGAGGGCAAAGGAAGGCAGAAAUAUCGUCUUCCUAGACCUGCUCGGUAGGUCCCAAUCCCACAACACUUUCCCGCUUGCCUCGUUUUCGCUGGGCGUCGGGCAGGCGUGCGCGACCGCGGGUCGCUACCAGGGGGCAGCGCGUCGGCAUUUUCUCGCGUCGGCCCAAACAGUAACGAAAUAGAAAGAGACAUAGCACAGCACGGCGCUGCUGGUGUCUAUCCUCGCUCAGCAGUUCGAUCAGAGCGCAUCUCUGUGCGAGAGUAUUCGUGUCCGUCGUAGCCGUGUAUGUGCAUGUGUGCUUACCAUUACUGGGUUGGGCAUCGCUCGGUCAAAUAGCAUUAGCUUCUUCGUUCUCUGACCGGUGGCUAGGUUCGGCCAGAACGGCCAGGCCAGAACAAACGACAUCGCUCGAGUCGAGUUAGACCCUGCUGUUGCCUCCGCCGCCGCCGCCGCCGCCGCCGCCAUCGUCGUCGUCGUCGUCUCCGUCGUUCAAGAGCAGAUCGUGCCGCGAAUCUCUCGGUGGUGGUAGGAAACACCAACCGGCCAAGCGCACAGCAAAGCGAGCCAAACCUCCAGUUUAAAUAGCAGCAAAUUUUUAGGCAAGCAAGCAAGCAAGCCCGAGUUGCGGCUAAAGGCCUUGUCUGCCUCCUGAGACCGAGGAGUUCUUGCCCUCGCGAGGCGGAAAUCACUCGUAAAGCUCUGCUGAAAGUGGCGGCGAGGCGGUCGUCGCUUACGAACGCGAUAGUCUGUCGUCUCUUGCUGCUGGCUGAAAGUCUGUGGAGCUGGUCGGGGUUGUUCCAGCCAGGCCACAACACAAACCCAGUUGUAGUGCAGUUCAGUUUGUUGGCGUGUGGCAUCGUUAUUGACGCGGUUCCUUGUACUUGGAACGGCCGGUGGACGGCUGCACGAUGAUGACCCAGGAACGAUACAUGCAACAGGAGGAGGAAUGGGAACGCGAAGGACUGCUUGACCCGGCGUGGGAAAGGCAGCAACGCAAGACAUUUACGGCAUGGUGCAACUCGCAUCUGCGGAAGGCGGGAACGCAGAUCGACAACAUCGAAGAGGACUUCCGCAACGGUUUAAAGCUCAUGCUCCUGCUAGAAGUGAUCUCUGGCGAGACGCUCGGAAAACCGGACAGAGGCAAGAUGCGCUUCCAUAAGAUUGCUAACGUUAACAAAGCUCUCGAGUUUAUCGAAUCGAAAGGCGUCAAGCUGGUGUCGAUUGGUGCCGAAGAAAUCGUCGACGGAAACGUGAAGAUCACCCUUGGUCUUAUCUGGACGAUUAUUCUGCGUUUCGCCAUCCAGGACAUUUCUGUUGAGGAGUUGACUGCCAAGGAGGGCCUGCUGCUGUGGUGUCAGCGCAAGACGGCACCGUAUAAGAACGUCAACGUGCAAAACUUCCAUCUCUCGUGGAAGGACGGCUUGGCCUUCUGCGCCCUCAUCCACAGGCACCGGCCCGAUCUGAUUGACUACGGCAAGCUGCGUAAGGAUGAUCCCAUUCACAACUUGAACCUCGCUUUCGACGUCGCAGAGAAGCACCUUAACAUCCCGCGUAUGCUUGACGCGGAGGACAUGGUGUAUACGGCGAAGCCCGACGAGCGGGCUGUGAUGACAUACGUUUCGUGUUACUAUCACGCGCUUCAGGGGGCGCAACACGUAAGCCAGGACUGGGUUAAUGAGCCCGUUUGGGAUACGGAGACUGCGGCCAAUCGUAUCUGCAAAGUCCUCAAGGUUAAUCAGGAUAACGAGCGCCUGAUGGAGGAGUAUGAACGCCUCGCGUCUGACCUGCUCGAAUGGAUUCGCCGAACCACCCCCUGGCUCCAAAACCGAACCACGGAUAACACUCUGCCAGGUACUCAGAAGAAGCUUGAGGAGUUCCGCUGUUAUCGGCGCCAGCACAAGCCUCCACGGGUCGAACAGAAGGCCCGACUGGAGACGGCUUUCAACACUCUGCAGACGAAGCUGCGCCUUGGCGGCCGACCUGCCUUCAUUCCGUCCGAAGGUAAAAUGGUUUCGGAUAUUACCAAUGCCUGGAAAGGCCUUGAGUCAGCCGAGAAGGGCUUUGAAGAGUGGCUCCUUUCGGAAAUGAUGCGCCUAGAGCGUCUUGACCAUCUGGCCAAAAAAUUCAAGCACAAGUGCGACAUACACGAGGAUUGGACUCAGGGCAAGGAGACGAUGUUGCAGUCGAAUGAUUUCCGCAACUGUAAGCUGAACGAAAUGAAGGCGAUGAAAAAGAAGCAUGAAGCGUUUGAAUCGGAUCUGGCCGCACAUCAAGAUCGGGUCGAACAAAUAGCGGCUAUUGCUCGUGAGCUUAAUGCGCUCGGCUAUCAUGAUGUUGCUUCUAUUAAUUCGCGCUGCAAGCGCAUCUGCGAUCAGUGGGACCGUCUGGGCGCACUGACUGCGAAACGCCGCCAGGCUUUGGACGAGGCGGAACGAAUUCUGGAAAAGGUUGAUCUACUUCACCUCGAAUUUGCUAAGCGUGCUGCUCCCUUUAAUAAUUGGCUCGAUCAGGCGUGCGAAGACCUCGUCGAUAUGUUUAUCGUGCACACGGUUGAAGAAAUCCAGCAGCUUAUCCAGGCGCACGAAGGCUUCAAGAACACUCUUGGGGAGGCUGACCGAGAAUAUCAGAACAUUAUUGGACUUUCGCAGCAAGUUCAGUCGCUGGCAACACAGUACCAGAUUCCUGGCGGCCUGGAAAAUCCGUACACGACGUUGACCCCUGGCCUCAUUCAGGCGAAAUGGGCAGAAACCAGGCAGCUUGUGCCUCAACGCGAUCACACAUUGCAAAAUGAACUUGCACGCCAACAAUGUAAUGAGAACUUGCGCAGAAAAUUCGCUGAGAAGGCGAAUCAGGUGGGACCAUGGAUCGAGCGGCAGAUUGACUCGGUCAACUCCAUUGGCAUGGGUAUGCAGGGCAGUCUGGAGGUUCAGCUCAAGAAAUUGCAUGAAUACGACAAUGCCGUCGUGCAAUUCCGGCCUCAUCUUGACGAGCUCGAGCGUAUUCACCAGCAGGUACAGGAGGCACUCAUCUUUGAGAACAAGUACACGAGUUACACGAUGGAGACGCUACGCGUUGGCUGGGAACAGCUAGUCACAUCAGUACAUCGCAACAUCAACGAAGUUGAGAACCAGAUUCUCACGCGCGAUGCUAAAGGAAUCAGCCAAGAACAGCUCAAUGAAUUCCGCCUGUCGUUCAACCACUUCGACAAGAAACGCACCGGUCGCUUAACACCAGAGGAAUUUCGUAGCUGCUUAGUAUCUCUUGGUUAUAAUGUCCGCAACGCUGAUGGGCCCGAAUUCAGGAGGAUUCUUGGUUCUGUUGAUCCAAACAUGACUGGAUAUGUACACUUUGAUGCAUUCUUGGAUUUCCUGACGAGAGAAUACACAGAGCUCGACACUGCGGAGCAGACUAUUGAUUCGUUCCGUAUCCUUGCAUCUGACAAGCCCUACAUAACGGCUGAUGAGCUAAGAAGGGAACUCCCGCCUGACCAGGCCGAAUACUGCAUUCGUCGAAUGAAGCCAUAUCCUGGUACUCCCGGAGGUCUGGAUUACCGCUCAUUCGCCACUAUGCUCUACGGCCAGUCUGACCUCUAAGAAGGCGUAGGUUUCAGCAUCCAGAAGACCCACACCGCCGAACCUAAUCGAAGUAACGGAAACUAUCGCAUCGAACCUGAACACUACGAGAACCACACCUCAUACUUAAUCAUCAUAUUAAGAAUGAGACAGAGCUUUCCCUGAAGUCGAGUCAUAUUUAUUUCUACCUUAUUUAAUAAAAAAAAUUUAUUAUAUAUAGGAUAUAUAUAUAUAUAUAUAUAUAUAUAUAUAUAUAUAUAUAUAUAUAGGAUAUAUACACAGAUAGGAAAGAGAGAAAACAGACAUUGAGUCGCUUUAAUUACUCGUGCACUCAAUCAUUCGUGAAUUGUAACAAGUGAGAGUUCCGCCGCAACCCCCAUGGUCCUGCAGUCUGGCUCAGCUAGAACCCAGUAUCACGCUAAGAAUUAAACACCGUCGGUGGGAACACGUGGGGAAGAGAAAGUGAGUAUAAGGGAAAAAUAACAUAUUAAGAAAACUUAACUAUUACAGCUAUAACUGCCUACCUGAAGACUAAGUUUCCUAACGUCAGUGGCUAAGUGCCCUCAAAAUGCUAGAUCAAUUUGAGGCUAGUCGAGACGCGAUAAGGGAAAACCUGAAUACCUACGUGACACCACCUAAUCGAACAAGAUAAAAAUACGAAUUAAAAACAAAGGUUUGAUAGGACAAGUGUGGAAGCAAAAGAAACCGUGCGAAAGAUAGAGACUACGCUUCAUUGCUCGGAAAUACAUCGAUGUGAGAAAAAGCAUGCAUUUGGCGCGUAAGAAAAACUAAGAGAAAGUAAAACGGAAAUGAAAAACGCACGCGCUCAGCCUUUAAUAGUUACAGUGGCGUCUGUAGCACGAAAAGUAAGCGAAAUAUCCAGACAGUCACGGUAACCCAUAUUCAUAUAUAAUGUCGUGUUUAUUUAUAAUAAUAGUAAUAAGAGGUGAUAGAAGAAGAAAAGGAUCCUCACGAGAAAAUCGUCGACGUAAAUCGUUCCUUUCUUUAAAGAGAAAAUGCCACGGUUUUCGUUACAAAAAAAAAGAACAAACACAACAAUGGAAACACUAAACAACCAGGAUGCCUCGCUGAAGAUAGACCCGUUUGACAGUGGCUAUGGGCAACAGCGAUGUUUGUUUGUUAUAGUCAGAAAACUGAACUUCUUAGAAAUACAAAAACUCUCCCCUUAGGGAAAUAUAAAAACUCUCCGCAAACUGACAGAAGAUUACUGAUCAUUUACAAUAUGAGAUAGUAUGAACAACGACUUCUGCUCGCCUCUUAUGCAGUUGCUCAGCUAUGAGGUCUGGGAGUGUGCAUGUCUUAUGUUGAGAAAGCCACCGUAAUAAACGACGAAAUUUAUUCAUGCAGCUGAUCAAUUUAUGAUUAAUGACCUUCAAGCAAAAUACAAAUAAACAAAUUAUUCUCAGACAUGAA